Brienomyrus brachyistius is the source of this 6355-nucleotide messenger RNA. It is a transcript of the gene plekhh1, whose product is annotated as pleckstrin homology domain containing, family H (with MyTH4 domain) member 1. The record is from RefSeq and is a predicted model, not a curated record. The coding region runs from base 257 to 4627 and encodes 1456 amino acids. Gene Ontology annotation, cellular component: cytoskeleton. The transcript has 30 exons. NCBI's taxonomy places the organism in Eukaryota, Metazoa, Chordata, Actinopteri, Osteoglossiformes, Mormyridae.
AGGAAUAGGGGAUGAUCCCGGUGAAUGGGGGCAGCCUCCUGCUGGAUGCCUCAUACUCGGGUCAGUGGGGAGGGAAGGUCGAGACAGAAUGAAAACCUGGUGUCGAGGUCUCCGGACAUUUAUCUAAAUACUGAGUGAUCGGGACACCAUGAUGUGGUUUUCGUGGAGAGGGUCGAUGGUGUAAACGCAAGUGGACGGAGAAGAAGCGCACUGCAAGUCACAAGGGCUGCCGGUGGAGGCAGUGGGGAGGAAAGCGAUGGCUGAGAUUGUGGAGGGUGGCUGUGCCGGGCCUGUGGGCACAGACGGCACAGACUGGCAGAAGAGAUGCGUUGCAUUGGAGAUGCAGCUCCUGAAGUUCCGACUGCAGGCCGUGAAGAUUCGAGAGCUACUGGCUGAGAAGAUGCAGGAGCUGGAACAGAGGGUGACAGAAGCUGACCAGAGGGCCGAUAUUGCUGAGAAGCAGGUCCGAGUAAUGGAAGAGAAGCUCAAAUCAGCCAAUGUGCAGCCUAGCGAAUCAGAAAAUGCCUUAUACAGAAGGUAUCAAGAAGUAACCAAUCAAGUGCAAGAAAAAGACUCGACGAUAAAGAGGUUGGAACUGCAGUUGGAGAAACAGAAUAUAAUCAGAGCCCAGGAGGCGAAGAACAUUGAAGAGAAAGCUGCCAAGAUUAAGGAAUGGGUCACCUUCAAGUUGAGGGAGAUGGAGGUAGAGAACAGUCGACUGAAGAUGGCUAAUCUGAAACAGGCCGAGCAGAUUCAUAUGCUGCAAGAGAAACUGCAAGCUAUUUCGGAAAGUCCGACAUUUCCUGCCCCCACAGACUCUCACCUCGUCCCCUCUAGCCCCAUUUACCCCCCAAGUUGUCCCGACACCCUGUCAACCUUCCAUGAAAACUGGUUGCAGACUGGACCGCACCUGCCUUCCUCCCCAGCUGUUGGCUCUCCAGACCUGAAGAAAAGAGGGUUGGAGAGCGUUGACCCUUCAUCACGCAAUCAUCCAUUCCGUGAGAGGAUGGACUUCGGUAUGAGCUCCGGCUCUGACCGGCCGGCUCUUGAUAAGGAAGAUACUGGGACUUCAGUGUCAGGGCUGGAAGCUCAUGUUCCUGGAAUCAUCUCAGGGCAUCCAAGCAUCCAUGUAGUCAGAGGACCAGGGAUGAGUAAGCCAGGCUGUGGGCCAGAGGGCACAGGAGAGCAGAUGUCCUGCAAACAGCAGUCCGAAGUGGGGACUGGGCAGGAGCUGAGGGUGGCAGAGAUCUCUGAAUGGGACCACACCAAUGACCUUAAUGGCGUACUACGCUCCCAUCACCCAAGCUCUUCUUCCUCAUCCAAUGACAUCGCUGCCGCCACCCCAUGUGGCACGCCCGCCUUUGCACCAAACAGCCCGCCCCGGGCCCAGCUUACCCCAACCCUGCCCUCCGGCGCUAGCAUGACUCUGCCCAAAGUACGGACACCUCUCAUCCCUCGUGACAGCAUCCAGCUGGUGAAGAAGCACCACAGCCAGCCGCAACCAGACCUUGAGAAGCUGCACCACGUCAGCGUCAACAUCGACAUCGGCUGCCCGACAGCUCAGCUCCAGCCCCGCCUGCUACCCGCCUCACAUCAGCCCCCCCUGGUGGAGGAGACAGAUAUUGACGAGGUGUCUGACAGCAUGGACAUGGCUGUGGAGGGCUCUGAUGGAGCCGGUACCUCCCACAGAGUCUCUUUCAUUGGGUUUCCCGAGCAGCUUGAGUUCCUGGACCACGACAUCCGGAAACCUCCCACCCCUCCUCUUCACCGCUUUCCGUCGUGGGAGAGCCGCAUCUACGCACUGGCGACAUCUGGAAUGAGGGUUUCCGAGGCGACUCCAGUGGCCUCCGCUCCAAACAGAGGGUCCAGCUUACCCCAGUACCCGGCUGCAGGUCCAUUCGCGCACCUGAUUUACAGAAAUGUCAGUGUCCCAGUCUACACCACUAUCAAAGGAAAAGCCACCCAGAUCAGCAGCGUCCCGCUGCCCGAUGGGGAGUCCAGCUCCGAGGAUGACAGCAGCUCGCUCGCCAGCCUCCGCACCUCCACACUGGGACAAGAGGGGAGAAAGGGCAGCAUUCCAGGGAGUCCCAGAGCAAUCAAGAGGGGUGUGUCUGUGUCGUCGGUCAGCUCAGAAAGUGACUACGCCAUCCCACCGGAUGCCUACUCCUUGGACAGUGAUUACUCUGAGCCGGAGCACAAACUGCAGCGCACCUCCUCCUACUCCUGCGAGAAUGGCACCCCCGAGCCCCUGGAGAAGAGCGGGUACUUGUUGAAAAUGGGGAGCCGGGUGAAAGCGUGGAAGCGACGAUGGUUUGUUCUGAAGAACAACGAGAUGCUUUACUACAAAUGUCCAAAUGAUGUCAUCAGGAAGCCACGGGGGCAGACUGAGCUGAACCCCUCCUGCAAGAUUGUCCGUGGGGAGGGGACACAGACCUUCCAGUUGAUUACAGAGAAGAAAACCAUCUUCCUGACUGCAGACUCCCCCAGUAUUCUUGAAGAAUGGAUCCGGGUGCUUCAGAAUGUUCUCAAGGUCCAGGCUCUUAGUCCCGUCACUGUGGAGACCACAGCCAAACCCACAGUGCGAGGCUGGCUGACUAAGGUGAAACACGGACACUCUAAGCUGGUGUGGUGCGUUCUGAUUGGCAAGGUGUUUUACUAUUACCGUAACCAGGACGACAAGUUUCCGCUCGGACAACUGUGCAUGCGGGGAGCCGGGGUGGAGGAGGUGGACAGGUCAUGUGACUCCGAUGAGGACUACGAGGCAGGAGGGCGGGGCUUCCUCUCCUCGCACUGCACCCUUGUGGUGCACCCCCAGGAUCAGAGCCCGACCUACCUGCUUAUCAGGACCAAGCAAGAGAAGGAUACCUGGCUGUACCACUUAACUGUUGCAGCGGGCAGCAGUGCCAGCCAAAAGGUGGGCACCGAGUACGAGAUGCUCAUCUGCAAACUGCUAGACGUGGAUGGAGAUCCAGACUCGGAGCUGUGGACCCUGGCUGCCCUGUGCUUUAGCCGGGACGGCCUGCGAUCACCCCUCACCACCUUACCCUCAGAAGCCCUGCAGACUGAGGCGCUCAAGCUCUUCAAGUCCUGUCAGCUGUUCAUCAACGUGCUGGUGGAGUCGCCCUCCGUCGACUACCACGUGUCGCUAGCCCAGAAUGCACUGCAGGUGUGCCUGACACACCCGGAGCUGCAGAAUGAGAUAUACUGUCAGCUGAUUAAACAGACCAAUGGCCGCACACCAAACAACUAUUCCCUGACACAGUGCUGGCAGCUGCUGUCCAUAUGUGUCGCCUUGUUUCUGCCCCAACAACAUUUCCUGUGGUACCUGAAGCAGUACCUACAGCGCCAUGCAGACCCGAGGAGUGAGGUUGGGAAGUACGUGGUGUACUGCCAGAGGUCCGUGGAGCGAACGCUGCAGAACGGCGAGCGGGAGGCCAAGCCGUCUCGCAUGGAGAUCCUGUCCAUCCUGCUGAGGAACCCCUACCACCACUCUCUGCCAUUCAGCAUCCCCGUGCACUUCAUGAACAAUACUUACGAGGUGGUUGGGUUUGAUGGGUCCACCACAGUGGAGGAGUUCCUCGCCAUACUUAACCAGAAGACAGGGAUGCGGAAGCCAGUCCUCUCUGGGUUUGCCCUUUUCACCGAUGAUCCUUCAGGGAAGAUCCUGGAACACUGUUUGCAGCCCAGUGUCAAGAUCUGUGACGUAAUAUCAAAGUGGGAACAGGCACUGAAAGAACUGCAUCCUGGGAAAUAUGAGGGUUCUCGCAUCGUCCGCCUUACGUACAAAAACAGGUUGUGUUUCAGAGGCCAGGUAAAGGGUGAGACGGAGCGAGAGCGACUCCUACUGGCGUAUCAGGUGAAUGAAGAAGUGCUACAAGGUCAUUUUCCCGUCAACAAGGAGCUGGCCCUGGAGUUAGCUGCCCUCAUGACUCAGGUAGAACAUGGUGAUCUGGAGCGUCCGGUCUCCUCCAGCCCCAGCUGCUUCCAGCCUAAACUCCAUCAGAUCCUUAUGCAGGUUCUGGAACGGUUUUACCCAAAACGGUACAAACAGGACUGCAGCAUUGACCAGCUAAGGGAGCUUGCAGAGAGGCUCACAGCCAAGUGGACGGUGCUGCGGGGGUGCAGCACAGCCGAGUGCGUGCGGAUCUACCUGACGGUGGCGCGAAAGUGGCCCCUCUGUGGGGCCAAGCUUUUCAGCGCCAAGCCUGUGCCCCCGUCUGCCCUGGAGGAGACACAAGUAUGGCUAGCGGUCAGUGAGGACGGGCUCCACGUGUUGCAGCAUAACACUAUGCACCUGAAGCUGACAUACUCCUACCAAUCGGUGAUCACCUUUGGCGGCUGCCGUGACGACUUGAUGUUGGUGGUAAAUCAAAGCCGUGACCAAGAUUUGGGAAAGAAGACUGCUGAGAAGCUGGUCUUUGCUAUGGCCAAACCCAAGAUUUUGGAGUUGACCCUCUUGAUGGCCAGCUACAUCAACUACUGGACUUCCACUCUGCCCCCCAGUGCACCCCUGUUGCCAGAUCACUGCUCCUCUCAUGAACCCCAGGGAGACAGGAAACUGUGGGAUAUGGACAGCAAGCACUUCCCUUCCAUGACGCGGACCACCAAAAGCCCCACACUGCUGUGACAGCAUUAUAACACCAUUAAAAUGAUAGAAUAGGACUUUAAAAUCCCAAUGAGGGACUGUGCCUGGUUUUACAAAGGAUGUGAAAUCAUUUCUCAUUAAACACAAUCAGCCAAUGCUUUUACAUUCGUGGCAUGAGCUUCUUACAAGAAAAGAAGUGAAUUUAAAUAUUCUGCAAUAUGUUUCAAUAUGAUCAGCGGGUGUGAAAUAAAUUGCCCUUAAAUGUAUUAAUAUUUUACAGGAUCAUUUUGUUGUAGACAUAUGCUGCUUUUAUAGCUGUGAUCAAAGUCUCGUGUCACAUGCUCUUACAUCAGAAGGAAGCUUACAGUAGUGGCUGAUCAUAAAAACUCUAAAUUGAACACAGUAAAGGGCAAUUAAAAAUGCUGAAUUCCUUUUGGUCCGGGGUUUGAACCAGGCCUUGGGACCACGUGCAGGAGAUAUAAUCAGAAAGCAAAACUAGCAGAUUAAUACCUCCGGACCUGGUUUAUGGAUUUCUCUCAACUGCUCACCUGUGCCAGAUACCUUCUUUAUUGUUUAGUUAAAAAAAACUAGUUUGACUUUUUACAGAUAGCAAGCCGUGGUAGAAUUGGCCUUAGCAGUUUCUGGGGGGAGGUGGUCGCUGUAAAAGCGCUGUAGUGGCUGUUAAGGCAGCACACUGGGUAUGUAACAGAACUCGGAUCUGUAUUUGAUUUAAGGUGGACACUUUAUUUCUCUUUAUCUCAAAUGCUUGAAGUGCCUCAUCAGAGGUUUCAGUUGAUUAGAAAGCAAAUAGUGUAAUUGUGUCUUUAAAUAACUGUGGUUUCAUUCAGGUCUUUUGUUAGUUGAUUGUUUAACUUCUAAGUCUUUUCACGGCAUAGGUGUGCAGGUGUAUUCGAUGUUUCAUCUAACUACUGACAUCAGAAUUAGUCAUCGUGCAUAAAUGAAUAGCCUUCCUUUAUAUGACUGGAUUCAGGAGGAAAGAAAACUAAUUUUCGUCAGAUUUCUUUUGAGAGGGUAUAAAACAGCAAAUGUGGAUCAAUUACUGUUCAUAUUUAUGUGAGCUGUAGUGGUAGAAAAUUAUUAAUAUUAAAGCAAUGAAAGAGAUGUAAACCAAAGGGUACAUUUUUCAGGACUACGACAAAAUCAUUGUGAAAUCUGCAAAUGGUUAAUGAUGCACUUACUCAAGUGACUGAUUAACACAUUGUUUUUUAGGUACUGUUUAUUCGGUGUCAGUAAAAUGAAACAUUUUUAUAUUAUGAGUAACAGGUCUAAUCAUGGUAUUUGUCCUCAUCAGGCUAAAAAUAGUCAAUGCCUUUACAACUAGGUGACAGAGUUAGUAUGGUGAUGUUUAGUGUAAUUUUGCUUUUAUUUUCACUUACUGUUUUGAAACGUUCCAAAAUAACUUGAUGCCUGACCCUUUGUUAAGCGGUCGGUUUUUCCUUGAGCAGUUAAAUGUUUAUUAAAAAAUAAAUAAAACCUGUUGCUGACUUGAGGGGUAUGAUGGUACUAACUUGUUUGGCUUUGGAAAAAAACUUGAAUGAGGAUGAGAUUAAAAGCGACACACCUCAUUGUCCGAUACCUCACGCUCACUGAGUUGGAAAGGCCAUCCUAUAGAAGGGAAGGUAUCGGCAUCAAGAACAGGCAAAAUCCUUGAACGUUUCCUGGAUCAAACCACUGUCUUUUGUUGUUCGUUAUUUUCUUUCUAUUUGAACUGUUUGUUGUUGCAGUUUGUAAUAAAUGUUUUUUUCAUAA